CCUCCUCCACUGCUCUGUCUCGGCAUUCCCUCCUUUAGCAUCCUUGGGAGGAGCUGCCCCAGGCCCCGCGGGAGAGAGAGGCCGGGGCCCCGAAGUUCAGAGGAACUUGCAGAGCAGGGUCCCGCGAGAGGCCGAAGAUGCCGGCUACCACGGGCUCCUUGGGUCUGCGGCAGGACGAGGAGGCAGCCUGGGGCCCGGACUCCACCUCGCAGGGGGACCAUGGGAGCCCCGAGUCCUCUCGCCAGCGUUUCCGGAGAUUUCGCUAUCAGGAGGCGGCCGGGCCCCGGGAGGCCCUGAGCCGGCUCCGGGAGCUCUGUGUCCUCUGGCUGCGGCCGGAGGUCAGCCCCAAAGAGCGGAUCCUGGAACUGCUGGUGCUGGAGCAAUUCCUGAACAUCCUGCCCGCGGAAAUCCAGACCUGGGUGCGGAUGCAGGGGCCCCAGAGCGCUGAGGAAGUGGUGGGGCUGCUAGAAGGCCUGCAAAAGAGCCCCGCGAAGCUGAUGCAGUGGAUCAUGGGGCGCAUUCUGAGACAGGAAGAACUUGCCACAAAGAUUGAGCUCCCCGGCAUCCAACUGGGAGCCAAGGGCCUUCAGGGCAAAAGCCAGAAGGAGAAAGAACCACUGCUGAGGUCUCGGUCAGAUGCCCAAGAGGAGGCGGGCCAAGAUGUCAAGGAGGAGCCCGGUGCGCCCAAUGAAACAACUUCACCCACUCCCCAGAUCCCUGCCCACCCUCAGGAGGGGAAUGGCCACCACCCAGAGACAACAACCUCCUUCCUGCCUUCAGGAUGCCAGGAGGAGUGGGGCCUGCUGGACCCCUGCCAGAAGGAGCUGUACUGGGAUGUCAUGCUGGAGAAGUACGGCAGCGUGGUCUCCCUGGAUGGCGCUCUCCCCCGGCAGACCUCGCUGUCCCCCAGCAGACCCCGCUGUCCCCUGGCACACCACACUGACCAUCCGCAGCAGGCUUCAGGCUUCGCCUCCCUCGGGCGAGGGCCUCCUCCCAUGCCAGGCUCUCCCUUGAGGAGCACCUGCAGGACCGAGCGCCAGCAAGAAGGACCAGCUGGAAUCCCUGCCCCCAAACCCGAGGCCAAGACCCUCGUGGAGCCCGGGGAGGAGGCCUGGGGACCCGGCCCGAGCUCCGCAGCCGAUGACAAAGCCCGGCCCAGAGGCCUCGGCCCGCCAGGAGGCAGGAUCCAGAACCACAAGGAGGGCCCUUCCCGGGACGGCGCCAGGGCCCUGGCGGCUCAGCACCCGCCUCCCCGUCUGACCCAGGGAGACGGGCCAGCUUCGGGCAGAGGCCUCUGGACCGCUUCGGAGCCGGGAAGUCCCGGAAGGAAAAGAAAGGCCCCUUCGCCGGGCUGGGAGAGCCCCCCGGGCAGGGCGGCCCGCGGCGGCCUCCUCCCCGGGGGCGUGGCUCAGCAGGCCCCGGCCGAGCAGGCCCCGCCCUGGACGGAGAGGGACAAGGGCUAUUUCGCGCCGGGCCCGCGCCUGCUGGACGCGCUCCCGGCCGCCAGGGAGAAGCCGUACGUCUGCGACGAGUGUGGGAAGGGCUUUGACUGGAAGUCCGUGUUCGUCAUUCACCAGAGGUCCCACGCGGGCCCGGCCUCGGGGCAGCUCGAGGACAGCAGGGAGCCCCGGGACCCCCGCGACCCCAGGGCCCGGCCGCGGGCGGCCGCCGGAGAGAAGCCGUACCGCUGCAGCGAGUGCGGGAAGGGCUUCCGCGAGCUGGCCACGCUGCGCAACCACCGGCGCAGCCACACGGGCGACAAGAGCUACCAGUGCCAGGACUGCGGCAAGGCCUUCAACUGGAAGUCGCAGCUGGUGAUCCACAAGAAGGCGCACCUGGGCGAGCGCCAGCACACCUGCGCCGAGUGCGGGGAGACCUUCGACUGGAAGUCGCAGCUGGUCAUCCACAAGAAGGCCCACCGAAGGGACGCUCCGUAGGCCGAGCGGCCCGGGGCGCGCGCCCCCCCCCCAGGACCCCCGUACCACCGCGCGCCCCGGCCGGGCUCUCCUCCCGGGGAGGGCCCCCAUACCUCGGCGCGCCUCCACCGGCCCGCUCAACUGCCGGCAGCUGGGCCUGGCCUCCUGGGACAAGGCCACCGGAGGCAGCGCUUGGCCUUCCUGGCCUCCUGUGCCAGGACUCUUUAGCCAUAGUGCCCGAGGGGAGGAGGGAGCCCCGGCGGCCCUUCUUAGACCUCGCCGAGCCCUGCCCCUCCCCCAGAAACACUAAUGUAGGCAAUAAACUUCAUUAAUAUCUUCCGAA
Molecule: messenger RNA, 2259 nt
Organism: Sarcophilus harrisii (Tasmanian devil)
Lineage: Eukaryota; Metazoa; Chordata; Mammalia; Dasyuromorphia; Dasyuridae
Gene: ZNF446
Product: zinc finger protein 446
Exons: 7
Coding region: 138-1937 (599 amino acids)
Biological process (GO): regulation of DNA-templated transcription
Source: RefSeq, a predicted model, not a curated record